Messenger RNA from Hypanus sabinus (Atlantic stingray), 4857 nucleotides. Its product is annotated as chromobox protein homolog 8-like. The transcript has 5 exons. NCBI's taxonomy places the organism in Eukaryota, Metazoa, Chordata, Chondrichthyes, Myliobatiformes, Dasyatidae. The record is from RefSeq and is a predicted model, not a curated record. The coding region runs from base 16 to 1410 and encodes 464 amino acids.
ACAAAAUGGAUACUGAUGGCCAGUCACCUCACGGCGUCACUUCCUAGCCGCAGUCCCCGCCCCCUUGGAGCCCGGCACCGCCAGGCUCCGCCAAUCAGCUGCCCCUGCAGCGUGCGCAACGUCAGCCACCUGUCACGGAUGCUCCACCCCUCUCCUCCCGGCAACUGGUCGGUUGCUAGGAGAAGGGGAGGGUUGCUAGGAAGUAGCGGGGAAAAUGGUCACGACGUCAGCGGGAGGGAGUAUUAUGGGCUGGCGGUGAGGCACCAGCUGAAGGGAGGUUCGAGCGUUCUCCUUUUCACUGUUGCGCCCGAGAGUCGGCGAGUGGAUAUUAUGGAGCUGUCUGCCGUGGGGGAGAGGGUUUUCGCCGCCGAAUCUCUUCUCAAGCGCCGCAUCAGGAAAGGUCGAGUCGAGUACCUGGUGAAAUGGAAGGGCUGGUCUCCCAAGUACAGUACGUGGGAGCCAGAAGAAAAUAUCCUGGACGCCCGUCUGAUAUCAGCCUUUGACGAGAGGGAACGAGAAAGGGAAAUGUAUGGGCCAAAAAAGCGUGGACCCAAACCGAAGACGUUCCUGCUAAAGGCAAAAGCGAAGACGUACGCCUUCCGCAGUGAUGUGGCGAGGGGUCUGAGGAUGACCUACCCAGGCAGAUCGGGUCAAGAAUCCAGCUUUUCCUCCACCAGAUCCAGAGAAGGUCUUCGCAGAGAUCCCGCCGCGACUUUGCAGCACAGCACACUGUCCAGGGGCGAGACGUCUAAAGACCGGACUGCCAGGGUCGAGGACGUUUCCAGAACUCACCAGAAAACGGAGUCUCACAAACACAGAGGAGAAAGUGGUUCCAGGAAGAAGGCAGCGAGGCACACCAAAGUGGACUACAAAAACAACCGGACCUUGCGCGCUUGUUCCCCCAAAAUAAGUGCACCGAGUGAACUUGAGGGAGGGCUGCCGACAUAUCCUCACUUUAAACGGAGGAAAUCUGAGGAUCUUGAUUCCGGGAGCGACGAGCUGGAGGAGAAGGUGGAAAGCGGACUACUGCACUUCAGUGAUAGACAGGAAGCGAAGCUGGGCGGUGCGGCCAGAACGCACCUGAAUCGCGCUUCGCUGGGCUACAGCGACAACAAAUACGGUGCGGACUCUCACACUCUUCGGACUAAACAGGCCACGGAAAGUACAGUCUCUAAGAGUGAACCGGGGGUGGACGCCUCUGCACUUAAAAGUAAGCACUUAGCCGAGGGCACGGUGUCGAGGAAUAAUAGUGUGUGUGUAUCCCGAUUUCUGUCCGAACCGGAGGAGUCCUGGAGCCCCUCACUGAACAAUUUGGAGAAAGUGGUGGUCACGGAUGUCACGUCAAACUUUCUGACCGUUACCAUCAAAGAAAGCAGCACGGAUGAAGGGUUCUUCAAAGAAAAAGUUUAAAAACUUAUUGACUGUUUUUUUCAGUCAGUGUCACUGAAUUGUUGGGAAAAUAACAAUGUUCUUUUUGGAAUGGGUUGUAUAUAGUUUCCAUUUACCAGAUAAAGCAAAUUUUGGAUGUUUAAAAACGAAGUGCCGUUUUCUUAGGCCUCUGUUGUAGGCUGUAUUUCGGUUGCAGUAAUAAAAAAAAACUUUUAUUAAACGCUUAAAGAAAGAGGCUAAAGUCAAACAGUCAACGUUUGACGCUUGAUUUUUGCCCGAAGUGGGGUGACAUUUGGGAUUGGAGCGGGUUAAUAUUGCGAUUUGAUUGGUAAGGACCAAUCACUCGCCCUGAACAAUCUGCCAAUCAACAUACUCCACCGGAGUACUUGUCUUAAUUUGGGCCAUUUCAUUUGAUGGAUCGCAUUGGAUUUGGAGGAAGCCUCCUUGGACACCACAUGAACUAUUUUCUGGCUAAAGUUGUAAGGUAGCAGCAAAUGAUUUCAGAAUUGACUGCAGUGAAUGAGUUGACUUGUUUUGGAUUUUAGGGACACCAUUUUAUUACUAAAUUCAAAUUACCAAGAGAUGUUCUUAAUCUAAAUGCAGUUUUUAUAUAUAAUGCUGCUGAUUGCACUUUUCAUUUCUUUAAACUGUAAUUAAAUGCUACUGAGCGAGUUGCUGUGUUCAGUAGAGCAGAGAGCAGGACUGUAUUCCAACUUUUGUUUUGACUGAAAACGUUUGAGCUUGAUAAUAUUCCCUAAUGCACGCAGGAAUUCUUGUGAUACAGUACUGUCACGCAUAUCUGGCAAGUUAAAAAUAUUUUCUCAUCUCUUUGACGUGACAAAGUUUAAACUUCUGGGGGGAAUUGCUUUCACUUUCUUUUGCCCUCGGGUGCCAGCCUCUUUGGGUGGAGCACUACUCAAACAUGGGUUUAACACUCGUGGUAUACACGCAGUGCCAUCUUUAUUUAUGUAUACCUAUACACCUACUUGUUAAUGCAAAUUUCUAAUCAGCCAAUCAUGCAGCAGCAUCUCAAUGCAGGAAAGCAUGCAGACAUGGUCAAGAGGUUCAGUUGUUCAGACCAAACGUCAGAAUGGGGAUGAACUGUGGCUAGGUACUGUGGAAUGAUCAUUGGUGCCAUAUGAGGUGGUUUGAGUAUCUCUGAAGCUGAUAACCUCCUGGGGUUUUCAUGCACAACUGUAUCUGUAGGUAAGAAUGAAUGAUGCAAAAGAAAAUCUAGUGAAUGGCAGUUCUGGGGUUAAAACACCUUAUUAAUUAAUGAGAGAGGUCAGAGGAGAAGGUUUGAACAGGAAGGUGUCAGUAACUCAUAUAGUCACAAGCUACAACAGUGGUGUGUGAACAUCUCUGAAUGCACAACGUAUGGAACGUUGAAGUGGAUGGGCUGCAGCAGCAAAGGACCCUAUUGAUUGGCGAGGGCCAAUCGCUCACUUGAGCAAUAAAGUGACCACUGAGUGUAUAUUCAACUUUAGGCACUCUACAGAGCAAAUGCUUUGUAUUAUUAUCCUUAUCAUUGACAUCUUGUCAGGGGGAGAUGUGGGUGUCUUUUAAUGAAUAAUCAGAAAAAUUCCUUAUGUAGUCAUAUAAUUGUCAUUGGGCAUCCCCACCAAUAAACCAAUCAGUAACAAUUUCAUUAGAUUACUGCUCUUUGGGAGACUUUUUCAGAUUAUUACAGUAGAUUUAACUUUACAAUCAAAAGCUGGUAUGGGCAAAUUGACACUAGCAUAUAUUGUGUUCCAUUUGGUUUAUUUUAAGAAAGGAAAUCAGAAUGAAGUCAAAUUAAUUCUUUAGGGGCAAUAUGUUUGUCAUCGUUCCAUAGUACUAACAUACACAACUGAUGGAUUACAGGGAUUAAACCAUAGCAACAGUAGCUUGUAACUUUUUUUUAAAAGAAAAUCAUAUUUCCAACAAUGCAAAGGAAGUGACCUUAUCUCCUUUGCUUAGAGAUUUAAUGCUUCAGCUGUGGCUGGAGCCAUUCAGUUUAGAAUUCAAUUAUUCUAAAGGUCUCCUGGUAAAGGUGUGUGUGUGUGUGUGUGUGUGUGUGUGUGCAUACACACUCUGCAAUGACAGCUGUAUUGUGCUCAUUUGAAAUUUGAUUGCAGCAAGCCAAUCCAAAUCUUCCACUGGUUCCCACUGCAACAAUCAUCUUAUGUAUUGGACCAGAAGUGCUGUCUGUGUGUUGUCUUUGGAAAAUGUGACUGAACUCAUCAGAAAUAGAGGGUUUUGUCUGCAUUGUUUCUUCCAUAUUUUCAGGAUUUCAGUCACCACCUGAAAAAUUUGGUCCUUUGUCAAAGUACAUCUUUAAACCCCUGAAAACUUCUUGUUUGUGCCAUAUAUGCUAUUUUUGCCAACUAGUUUUGUGUAAUAAUUUCUUUAAAGCUAACUUUGUCACUUUGAAGUGGGAAGGAAAAAAAUGGAUGAAAUGACACUUGAGUGUUUGAUCACUUUAAUCACAUAACUGUGGCCAAUCCUUAAGUAUAGCGUCAAUAUUUAGAUGAUGGAAACUAUUACGAGGUCAUUCGGGGCUUGGGUCAGUCUUCACAAGAUUUAGGAAUUUCUCUAAAGAAUAUUAACUCAUGUUGAAUCCAUUAACUUUAUAUGUCCAUGCCUUCAGAAUACCUCCUGAGGGCCAGGUGUAGCCAAUAAAGAUUUAUACUUCCUAAAAUAUAAACUCCUGCCAAAAUUUACCAAAGGAAAAGACCUAAUUAAAGGAAUGGAGUUAGAGUUAUAAAAUCGGGAGGAUAGAAAUGGAAAUCAAUAUUAGCUAGUUGUACAGCUUGGGUGAAUUAUCAAUGGACACUGCUGCAUGCGUUCGGAAAUGCAGCUAACUAAAAUUCCAGUGUGGACCUGCAUAUGUCACGACGAUACAGGAUGUUUUGUAUUUGACAUUAGCUUAAUGUGUUCUUAAUUGGACAUUGAAUGUCUUGGACUAUUAAAACUUGAAGACGCAGGGCCUGUUGCCGAAUGUACUGUAAAUUAGCUUGUGCAGGCUGUCCCAAUGGGCUCUUGGUGCUGUCAGAACGUGUAGAAAUUGUAUAAUAUCCGGGAAGACUUUCCCCUAAAUGAAACUAGCCAUUAAGGUCUUGGUGAAACAGUGUAGUAGACUUGCCCGACAAAAGGGCGAAGAACAUUAACGUCUAGGCAGUGGCUUCAAAGUGUUCUUUGAGCCAGCUGGCAUUUCUAAACGUAAUCAUGACUAAAUUUCAACCUCGUUAUGCAUCGCAAGCUUCAUGUAAUUUUCUGUAAAUAUUAUUCAGAUGUCAAACAUUUUGUUUAGAAUACACAAAAAAGAAUGUAUGCUAUUAUAAUUAAAUAUUUUAUGUAUUCCGUAUAAUGGACAGCGUUUAAUACUGUACAUUGCACUUAAAACUAUUGUUUCGGUAUUUGACUAUAAAUGUUCUUUGCGAAAGAUUAAAGUAACCGUUUUAAAGGCGUUUAGAACGUUUGCACUCC